Messenger RNA from Striga asiatica, 390 nucleotides. NCBI's taxonomy places the organism in Eukaryota, Viridiplantae, Streptophyta, Magnoliopsida, Lamiales, Orobanchaceae. The record is from the annotation of a GenBank genome assembly.
AUGACGGAUGAUGAUGAUGAACAAAUAAUAAUGGGAGUGGGUUGGGCAGCAAAUAAUAAUGGGAGUGGGUUGGGCCAGUCUCGUGCAUGUGGGCUUGUUCAUGACCAGAUUCACCAUUUCCACUGCCUCCCCAAUAGCUUAUCAUCUCUGGAUCUGAGCGAUAAUGAAGAUGAAGACGGCACUGUGAUGGCCGCGGCGGCUAGCGAGUCGGAGAUGGCAAUCGAACGCACUCUCGUUCAGCGCCGUCGCACCUUUGACGGCAGAGAACGCCGUGCGCGGUAUCUCGUUCAGCGCCGUCGCACCCGACUGGGAGGCUCAGUUGUCGGACGACCAGUGGACCGAGCGGCUCCGGAGGUUGAGGAGGCCAUCCGCCACCACCUCUGCACCUGA